GGGAUAACGCAUUGGUACUAGUGCGUGUCUGUCUUUGUCUUCCUCUGCCAUCCCAUCCUUCCAUGCCCAUGCACACAGCGAACGGACGGACAGACAGACAGACACCAUAUGCUCGCAUGGAUGGAUGUCUGUCCGUCCGUCUGUUCGCUGUGUGCAUGGGCAUGGGAAUGGAUGGAUUGAUCCCGAUCGGUGUGUGGUGUGGAUGGAAGCCAUUGGAAGGAUCCCGAAUUGCCGUGAGUGGAAAGUCCCAUGUGCAGCUGUACGCAUGCACCCAACCACUGUCUGUCUGUCUGUCUGUCCGUCUGGCCGCUCCCCUGUCUGCCAGCCUGUCUGUCUGUCUGUCUGAUUCCAUGCAUGGCACACAUGAACUAAAUAUGCACACACUAGCUAAUGGAGGGAGGCAGCUAAUGAACCGAUGAAGAAAACAUGCAGCACAGUGUAGGGAGCGAGAUGGAGGGGGGAAGGGGGAAGAGAGAGAGAGAGAGGGAGAGAUGGGGAGAGAGAAUGGGAGGCACCCAGCAGCCAUAGUGACUGACACAAAUAUAGAAAAAACACCCACGCACCCACCCAUCACCAGGAACGCGCCCUUCCAAUUGUGCAGACAGGCAUGUAGCCAGCCUGCCUGCCUGCCUGCCUGUGGCCACGUGUGUAUCAAUCUUCCCCCUGCCCGUGUCCUGUCCGUGUGUGUAUGUCUUUCUUUCUUUCUGUGCCUCUGUGUGCAUAUGUGCAUCUGAAAAACUGCCUUCUGCUGCACAUACACACACAUACACAGACACUCGCUCAGGGAGGGAUGGUCAGUGGAGGGUGGGUUGGUCGGUCGGCUGACACACGACAGACAGACACCAACAGAGGGAAGCCUGCCCGCUGUAAAACCUGAUGGAAGGGGAUAGAUAGAUAAACUACCAAUAAAUACACGCAGCAUGCCAUCCGCCCACCAACCCCCCCACCACAGAAAGGUGUACGUGCGCACCAACAGGCAGCUUGCUUCACGUACCUCACACACAUGACAUGCACCACACACGUCCAGACAGACAGACAUACACCCACCCCCCUACCCGCCCCCUCACCUCACCGCAUGGGACGCAAAAAGGCGGAAAGGGCGGGGAGGUCACCCACUGAUCCGCUCGCUCUCUCAUUUCCUGUGUGCGUAUUGUAUUCAUUGACUGACAGAUACAUACAUACCAUCAACACACAUGCGACAAAGGGCAGCAGAGGCCUCCCCUCCCCUGCCCCUCAUCCGAGAUCUAUCGGUUCACAUGAGUGACUCACCUUCAUUCGCUCACUCGCGACCUCCCUCCCCCUCCCCCUCCCCCUCUCUCUGUCUGUGUCUAUGUGUGUGUGUCAGACACACACGCCGCGUAUAAUCGAGUCGCCCGGUCCAGUGAUCACACAGAGAGAUGAGAUGUAGUUGAAGACAAAGAAGAGGGUCAUGCUGCCGCCGCUGAGGCACCAAAAGCCAAAGUACCCACCCCACCGCUUCUGCCAGCACCGGGCCAUCCCCGCCCCCACGUCGUACCCCUCCACUAUGUCGCCCAGAUCCCUUUCCUCCUUCCCCUCUCCGCUGCCGUCGGACUCACCCCUCUCCCUCUCCCUCCCCCCCUUGCUGUCAUCGGCUUCUCCACUCUCGUAGAAGUGCAUCUGCUGCUUGAGCUUCCACACGGCAAGGUCCCUCUCUUCGCCAGUGGUGGUGAGCUCGGGGUUGGAGAUGGGGGUGGGUGCGGGUGUGGGCGUGUGGGGUCUGUACUUGUACCUGUCGGUGGGGACACACACGGACGGGGUGGGGACGCAGUCCAGGUUCCACAUGUAGCCGCACAGACACGGGAUGCGGUCCGGCAGCACACCCAGGAUGAAGUCGCCCAACAGUUCACCUGAUUGAUUGCAGGUGACGCAUGCAUAUGGCACCCACAGCACACGAUGGGUGGAGUCGAGCUUGCCUUCGUGCAGUGCAGGGAUGUCUGUGUGUCUCUCUCUCUCACCGGCGAUCUGUAUGAGCCCCUGCAUCCAUAUUGUCCGUGGGCUGAACACGCCCUCAGAGCUGAUCGCGAAGGCCCACACCAAGAAAGGGGCCAGCAGGGCCGCAUACGUCUCACCUGCGCACACACAUCCCCCCCCCACACACGUGUGACAGGUUGACACGUCCCCCGCCCUCUCUCUCUCUCUGACCAAGGAAGUGUGCAAUGGGCACGGAGUCGUAGAAGAUUCUGGCUUCAGGCGUCCGAAGGUGCCUUGACAGCGGCAUGCUCCGCACCUCCCUCGCAUAACGCUCACGGAACUCACGGCUCGUCUCGUCCUCUUCCUCCGGCGGGGAACACCCAAACCAUGCCCACCCCCUCCCCCGCCCCCGCCCCUUCUGUUGCCCAUCUGCCGAGGCAUGCUUGCUCUGUGUGGGCCGCCCGGGGGUCAGCGCGUGCAGCCCCGACCACUCCGGCUCCUCCCUCUCUGGGGCUGCAUGCCGCCGGUGUGUGUGUUGGGUGGUUUGCCGCGGCGGGAAGGGCACCUUGAUGGGCGACACCUCUCUCGCCCCUCUCUCGGCGGCUGGCGACGCCAUGCGGCCCCUCUUGCGGCGUGACGCCUCCGCCAUUGCCUCUCGCAACGUGGUCUGGUCCAGCCCACCAGAGAGAGAGAAGUACGCCGCCCCCUCGUCAUAGCCUUCGUCGUCACUGGUAUCUGACUCUGAAUCCGGCUCGGGCGGCGGCGGCGUGCCGAGAACCAGCUCCUUGACGACGACCCGCGGCCACACCUGCCCCUCCCUCUCGUCAGCGGCCGGCUGCAUUUCGCUGUCAGAGCAGAAACUCUUGCAGGGCCGCAGACAGCUGGGGGGAGGGGUCACGGUAGCCGGUGUUGGGACGUCCCCCGGGCCGAGAGAUCCCGCAUCGGAACCGCCGUGGAUUGAUGGCGGCGCCUGAUCCGCCGACCGCCAUAGCACGGGCCGCAUCAAGGGGUGCUCUGAUAGCAGGGGCGGGUGGGUGAUGGCCGGCAUGUCAGCCUGUUGGGGGGGCAGCGGGGGCUUGGGAAAGGGAUCCCUGACACACAUAUAUACACACACACACACACAGAGAGAGAGAAAGGGAGGGAGAGAGAGGGAGAGGUAAUCGUACAAGUGUGUGUCUGGAUGGAUGGAUGGACGUGUGACACCACCGCACCUCAGUCGGAUGCUCUGCCGCUGAGCCAGCGGCUUCGCAACGGGCGCCUGUGCCACGAAGCACCGCUCCCUCAGCUCCUCAGUGUGCGCGAGCGACCGAGUGCCGGUGACGUCGGUGCAGACGGAUGACCGGUCGUCCGCUUCUUCUGGGGGCGCCUCUGACGCAGCCGCCGGCAGCGGCGUGAGAGAGGGGGGCAUCCCACAGAUUGUCGGGGAGGGGGGCGUGGAGGGCAGACUCGCCUCAGGGAAGCUCACCUCCGGUGAAGCCUCACUCGCCGCCAGCUCACACAUUUCGGGAUACGACCUCGCCCGGGUGGUGCGCCUGGCCUCUCGCAUGGCCCCCUCCCUGGCGUGUGUGCUCGUCACCCGGUUGGCCACCGUCUCAUUCCGCCGCCUGACGCUCUCGCGGUUGACCAACGACACGACGUGGGCGUCAUUCACGUGCAUCGGCACCCUCGCGAACCGCUCGUCGCAGUCGAGCUGUAGCAGGUCAUAGACGGCCCAUGAGGAGGUGGAGUCCUCCUGUGACGGCGAGCUGCUGUCCCCGACGAGCCCUACUGCGCCGGGGCGGGUGAGAUUGGGGGGGCUGGAGGAGCUCAGGGGCCGCGCGGCCAUGCGUGCGCUGAUGGGUGUGUCGUCGUGGGAUGGGGCGGCAAGGGGGAUGGAGAGGGUCACGGGGAGAGAGGGGAGGGAGGGCACAGACGGGGGCGGGGUGGCCAUAUCCUUCUGAACAUCUGCCUGGACAGCAAUGGGGGUCUCGUUGUCGUCAUAACCAUCACCCUUGUGCACGAAAACCGUCACAAGUUCCUCCGCCACCAUAGCCGCCUUGGGCGAAACCGCCGUGGUGUCGUCCCUCGUCAAUGUGUCUGACACGCGUGUGCUCUUGGUCGACAUUGGCAAUGGCAGCUGCUUGAAGUGCUUGAUCUUGAUCUUGAUGCAUCCCCCCUCACCAUUACCACGAGCGGGGCUGUUGCUGGGCCGCCUGUGGCAGAGCAGUGGCCGUAGGAUGCGGUUGCGGAUGCACUGGAUGAGGUCGGCCACGAGUAGGUCUGUCUCCUGGCAGAAUUUGUGGAAGCGCAGCUCCAUCAACAGAGACACCAGCUCGGCGGCCACGCCCAUCCAGGGGUCCGUUAUGGUACCCUGAGUGAGGCACACACAGUACUGACAGGUGUCCGCUGCUGGCUUGUGUGUCUGACCCACCUGAAGAAAUCUCGAUGCGACGGCGAAGUAGGUGACCAUGUGCAGGUAGAGCGCAUGCCGAUACUCCACACGGACAGUCGUCAUGCGAAAGGCCGUCUGACACCACACACGCACGCACACACACACACACACCAUGCCGUCCUCUCCCUCCCUCUCUCCCGCAUCCCCCUCUCCCUCUCUCUCUUUCACGUACGUACCACUCUGGCCAUGUAGAAGCAGACCUCCGACACGAGCCACAGGAGCAGCCGCAGCACCAGCUUCCACACAUCGGUGAGCAGCAGGGCCUGGUCGGUGACCACGUUCUGCGUGAAGAAGACGAACACCGGCCAGAGCAUCAGGUUCUGCAGAGCCUGGAAUCUGAAGCCCGGCGGCGACCACGCCGGGGAUAUGCAGAUCGACCAUACUAUGAAGCUGACACACACACACACACACAGAGAGAGAGAGAGAGAGAAUGGCAUCGGGGGGAGGGAUGCGUGUGUGGCGUGUUACACACAUGGCGUAGUGAGGUAUUCUGGCGACAGGGAACGAGACGGCGUCCGGGUGGGCGAACCAACGCAGCAGGUACUCAAGCACAACCAACAGCACCCCACCCUGCGUGUCGUGUCAGUCACACCACACACCAUAGACACAGAGCGACUGACUUUGCUGGGCGGGCCUGCGUGUCGACGUGUUCGCGAAAUAUAAUAUACCACGAAGAGGCACCACCCUGCGAUAUAGAUGUGUCGCCUCGCCGGCUGCUUGGGCUGCAGGAUGCCAUUCAAUGCGAUCGUCCACACUGACACACACACACACACACACAGAAUCAGUGCUUUGUUCGUGCGUCCACCCGUCACCUCCACCCCGCUGCUUACUUACCGAUGAUGAGGGCGGACCUGACAGCAUCCCCGAUGGCCCCCAGCAGCAUCAGGAAGAAGGGGAAGAACCCCCCCGGCCCCAGCCGCCCUCCAUCAUUCCAGCCCUUGCCCGCCUUCCUAUACCCCCACUUGGACCAAAAGGUCGCCGCCAGCCCCUCCCUAUGCAGCAGCUUCGCCUCGUGGGCGAAGUAGAGCAUGAAGAGGGCCUGGACGGCCAGCUGCACCAGCACCGCCCCCACGGCAUAGAACUGGAUGUGCAAAACGGUGCGCAGAGAGGCUUUCCUCGUCUGCUGCUGCUGCUGCUGCUGGUGGUCGGGUGUGUGUGUGUGUGAGUCGGUGUGGCCAUGUGUGUGUGAGUCGAGUGCAGGAAAAGUCUUGCUGGGUGCGUCUGUCUUGCUAGAAUGGUGGAGGGGGAGGGACAUAUCUAUCUGCGAUGGAUGCAGUGGGAUGACCGGCUGAUGGAUCGAUGGAUGGCGCACUCUCUCUCACACACACGGAAAGAAAGACAGAAAGAGUGAGGGAUAAAUGCUAUGUACGUACGAUUGCUCACGGACGGCUACGUGGUGCGGUAGGAAGAAUGGCGCCCCUCACCCACACACCCACACACGCACACACACACACACCUGCCUGCCUGCCUGCGCAAAACACAACUGAUUCCGCAAUAUGUACACCCCGCUGUCUGUUCCCCUGUGUGUGGCUCUGCCUCCCUCCCUCCCUCCCUCCCCCGCCCUUCACGCUUUUCAGCGCUGUCGCGUGUGCUCAAGGCCAAGUGUUAUCUACCCAUGUGUGGUGGCGCUGCUGCAGAAACAAACCGGCCCCGACUGACUGACUGACGUGCACAUUGCUGCACUGCAUCGCCAAAGCAUCGAUUCGAUACACAACAGAGAGAGGCACAUGUACACCCGAAAAACUACACAAGCAAGCUUGGGCCCGCCCAGACAGA
Messenger RNA from Vitrella brassicaformis, 6139 nucleotides. The record is from the annotation of a GenBank genome assembly. Lineage: Eukaryota; Vitrellaceae.